AAAAAGUCCCUCGCGGGCGCGCAGCUCUCGCAGCCCGCACAAAGGAGAAGCCUGGCGCUGCCUUGGGCCCUCCGCGCAGCCCCCGCCCCCGGCCCGCUCGCUCGCCUGCCUCGCAGUGUGGAGCCCAGCUGGGAGGGGGAGAGCGGAGGAGGCCGGUCCGCCCGCCCGCCUCGGUGCAAAUUCCUCCGCGCGUCGCGCCAUUGACUGGCCGGAGCAAACUUCUUUCAGGCUGGCAACUGAGGCGGGGGCGCUUCCCCAACGCCGUGUCCCCGCUCCGCCGCCCGCAUCGGGGCGGGAUGCCUCGGAGGUGACUCUUGCAGCCGGAGGCAGCAGCGGGCGGUCGCAAGGCGAGGAACGGGCGUCGGGUUGCGGCUGCUUCGUCAAACUUCGCCGGCUGGAGAGCGCGAGGGAAGACGCUUCUCUCCCCGCGAGCGCGGCUGGACCGGCGGCGGCGGCAUGGAGAAGUACGAGGAGGGCUUGGUGAAAGCCAGCAGGCUGAUGGCGGAGCUGGCGCUCCACGAAGAAGGGCUCGGCCGGCGGAGGCGAGAGCACCAGCAGCCGCCGCCGCCGUCGGAGCUGGACGGGCGGACCAAGAAGCAGCUGAACGGCGGCAGCAGUGGGUACACACUGGGCCCGCCGCCGCCGUACCCAUCGGGAGAGCCUUCCUCGUGCCUCCCGCUGCGCUCGCUGAACGGCGGCGGCUGCGAGGACGGGCUGUGUCCGCGCUCCGAAGUGGCGCUGCCUUGCUACAAGCGCUACUCGGCCGAGGGCUACCCGCGCGGUAAAGGCGGCGGCGCCAGCCCGCGAGCCUCGACAUGCUGCGGCCUGGAGGCGACUAGCCGGUACCCCUCGCCUGCAGGAGGAGGCCCCUUGGCCAGCCCUCGGGGCAGCUUGGUGACGACCCCCGGUGCCGUCGAGGCGGCGCUGAGUCCGCGCUCCAGCUACGCCAGCACGGCUAGCGACACCAGCAAACACUCCAGCCCGCGCGCCAGCCUCGCCAGUUCUUCCGACGGCGGCGGCGGCGGCAGCAGCAGCAAGCCGAGCAGCAACCGCACCAGUGGCAUCAGCAUGGGCUACGACCAGCGGCACAUCAGCCCCCGCUCCUCGUCGUCCGGUGCUGCAGAACUGGAGGCAGCGGCCGCGCGCCACGGGCCAGCGGCUGGAAUGGCGGCGGGCGGCGGCGGCGGCGCGGCUCUGGUCAGCCCCCGGUCCAGCAUCUCCAGCCACAGCUCGCGCAGCUCCCGAGGUUCGAUGGGCGCCUAUCCCGAGUUCCAGCUACCUUCGCCGCGGGCGUCGAUGCUGCCCGAGGAGAAUCUCCUGCUGCUGGCGGAGCAGGCAGCAGACGCCUACCCGAGGCUGCGCGCCCAGUCGCCCGACGCCGCUUCGCUGCCAUACGGCGCCGCGGCCAAAGGCGCUGUCUCCAAGUUCAGGAUCCCCUACCAGGUCACGCCGACCAGGGAGAGCGGGCCCAGCCAGGUGGAGAGGAGGCUGGAGGCGCUCACCCUGGAGCUGGAGAGAGAGCUGGAGCUCCACAGGAAGAAGGAAUACUUCGGUAUUUGUAUCAAGUGUGGACAGGGGGUAUAUGGGCCCAGCCAAGCUUGCCAAGCCAUGGGGAACCUUUACCACACCAACUGCUUUACAUGUUGCUCUUGUGGAAGAAGAUUACGAGGGAAAGCCUUCUACAAUGUCAAUGGAAAAGUCUACUGUGAAGAAGAUUUCCUAUAUUCAGGUUUUCAGCAAACCGCAGACAAGUGCUUCAUUUGUGGACACCUCAUAAUGGAAAUGAUUUUGCAGGCCCUUGGGAAGUCGUAUCAUCCGGGCUGUUUCCGCUGUGUGAUGUGCAAUGAAUGUCUGGAUGGAGUCCCUUUCACUGUAGAUGUGGAGAACAAUAUUUACUGUGUGAAAGACUAUCACACGGUUUUUGCACCAAAGUGUGCUUCCUGUAACCAGUCAAUUUUACCAGCACAGGGUUCCGAGGAGACCAUCCGAGUGGUGUCGAUGGACAGAGAUUACCAUGUGGAAUGUUACCAUUGCGAGGACUGUGGACUCCAGCUCAAUGACGAAGAAGGUCGACGUUGCUAUCCUUUAGAAGGGCACCUGCUUUGCCACACUUGUCAUAUUAGACGCCUCGGUAUGCAAGUGCCAUCACACCCUCCCUCUGGAUACCCAAUGCACAUUACAGAGCUCUGAGGCAUUUCCCUUCUCAUCAGAUCACAACCAGAGUGAGACCAUUUUGGUGGGAGAUCUCAACAGAUGACUUGUCAAGUUCUUUUUAAGAGACAAAGCAGCCAAGUUUAUUUAUUGCUUCCGAGACUGAAAAAGAGAGGAGUGCCUCUCAGAGUAUGCACCUACGUUCCAUUUGCCUAAAUAAUUCCUCCCAAGAUACUGUGUACUUGAAAAAUGAUGCAUCACCCGUAUUUAAUUGUAAAAGGACCGCCGUGUUGGUUUUUUCAAUGUGGUAUGCACAGAUUUGCCCAGUCGUAGUUUUGGUCCUUGCAAGAAUCUUUAACCACUCGCAGCAGUGCUGCAAGUGAAAGAAGAUAAAACACUACCUUUUUCUCUACACUAUCUUGGGUCUCAUUGCAUCCUGACCUGAGGCAUUUAAAAAAUAACCUCACAAUAUGAGGUGCUCAGUGGUUCUUGCAGAUUGAUUUUUAGUGGUGGUCAGAUUUUAAAGGUGACUCAAAAGAAGGAAGUUAUUCUAUGUGGAAAAACUUUCCCGUGCUUUAACUAUAUACUAUACUUCCAUACAGCACCAGCAGGAGAGAUGGGGAAGAAGCCCCUUGUGGAAGGGAGGAAUCAAGCACGCAGUAAGCGUUUUGUCAGAUUUUCAUAGAAGAUGAACAGCCAGGGGGCUUCUCAAGUCCUCAAAUUCUGGUAUAUUUUGGCACUUCUCAUAGUUUUUACACCCAUUUCUGCUAAUAACCUCAGCCCUCCUGACUAUGCAAAAGUCUGAUUGUUUUGAAAUUGUACAAUUAUAUGUUGUUGUUGUCUUUGUGGUGUUUCAAAGGGCAGUCGAUUUGUGGUAUGGUGUGGUUUCAGAUGCAGGUUGAAGACCUGCUUUUUCCAGAGGUCCUGUUGAAUUGUUCCCUCCAUACUGAAUUUUUGUACCUAAUCUUUGAUAAGUCCAACUUUGGAGAUCAGAUUAUUAAUGAUCAAAUCCCCAGCAUUUUCACACUAAUUUCAUAAAAUUAGUUCAUGACAUUCCACACUAAUUUCGUUAGAAAACGAGUGACCCUUUGACAAGCACAGAGCAGUUUUCCAAUAGGCCCUGGACAGGUAUCCUAUUCCCCACCCCCCAAAAAAACUUUUUUUUUCAGACUCAAGUGAAUAUGGGGUCACACCACAUUUAGACAUCAUGAAAUCACCCCAAAGUAGCUAAUUCGAACAGUUCAGUAACAGUAGCAGAUGGCCCUGGGAAACGUGGCAGAAGAUGGGAGGCACUAAUUGCUUUGUCAUCCUGGCAUUCUAAUUGUUUGUUGGUUGUGAAUGUCUUUGCCCGUAGCCUCUCCAGAGAAUUUUGUGAUGUGUGGACUUCCUUGGAAACCAAGUAGAAAUAAAAAUAUUUUAUAACAAAUAAUAUAACACACUGUGUUCACAUUGCUGAACAUUGGCCAUACUGGCUGGGGCUGAUGGGAAGUUGUCUCUCAACACAGUUGGACUACAACAUUGGUUACCCCUGCUGUACACUCAACGUUGUGCAUACGUUGAUCUUGUGAUUCUCUGGAUUGGGGCCAAUCCAUCCUAAAAAUGACAUUCUUCAUUCAUUUUAUAUUUAACAGUCUUCCCUGUUUCCUCCCUACGAUGAAAUCAUCCUUGCUGGCUGGGAUUGAUAGGAUUGGAGUCCAGAACAUCUGAAAGGCACCAAGUUGGGGAAGUCUGCAUUAUCCAGCAUCUUUUGAGUAUUUUAAUGACAAACCUGUCAAAAUUGCCUUGAUUUUCAGUCAAUAGCACAAAAUCUAAAAUAUGUACAUACCCUAUUGUUUUUUUUAAAGGCAUUCUUUAGAUCAGAGUAUUUAAUUUCACUUGUUAAGAAAUGUUUGGGUCUUCUACACCAUUCCAUAUAGUUGUAUAGAUACUGAACAUUUUAGUUCUAGCAAGACCAAGUUUGUCCUGUCCAGAAUGCAGCCAUUGUGCUUCCACUGUUUUUCCAUAAAAAAGCAGAAUUUUAUCACAGCUCGGUGGGCUCUGUCUUGCCAACUUUUAUUUUGAAAAAUGGAAGUUGUUAAGAAGAAAGCAAUCAGAAAGCUUCAAUUCUGCAAUUAAACAUUUUAUCUCUUGUCCUUGGCAAGUAUGGAAACAAACUCCUUCAAGUUAAGGGAGGGGCUGUAGUUCAGGAUGCAGAAGGUCCCUGAAGGCAUCUCCAGUUAAAAGAGACAGGUAGCAGGUGAUGGAAGAGACCCACCUCUGCCUGUGUUCCUGGAGAGAGCUCCUGCCAGUCCACCAGUCCAAAGAGACCAAUAGUUCGACAUACCUUCAGGGAUGGAACAUUUCUAUCAUUUGUGCCAUAAUAUAUUAUUGAAGAUUUUUCCUGUACUUUCUCCUUUCAGUUUCAUUAGUAUUUGCAUUCAUGAAAAAGCAAGAAUUCACCUUCUACAUUUCUCCUUUGUGGAGAAUAUUUGGAAGAUUCACAAUGUCUCUUAAACGUAAAAGAAUCCAAAGGAAAGACCAAAGUAAUUUUGAAUUUGAAUUAAAAGAGAAUUAUGUCAAAAUAAGAGGGUGCACAUUUUGAAAUUCAGAAUUUCGGUGUCCAAGAAGUAAUGGAGGAGUGCUUAAUUUAAAUUAAACCAAAGUUUAAAGAAGACAAAUAAAAGCUACUUUCUUAUGCCCCAGUAAAAGUUUAUGAUUCAUCAUGCAACUAAUGCCAUAACUAGAGCAUAUAAUUUGACUUAAAUUAAGUUUUUUUUCUUGAGAAAUACUUUCAUUUUCUUUAAAAGAAUAUAGUUUUUUUCCAAGAACUUGGACCAAUAUUGAUGUUAAUUUUGUAGGAAAUAUAUUAAAUGCCCAAUUUGUAUAUCAUGUCUAGUUUACAUGCUGCAAAUAUGUUAGUUUAACCAUGUUUGUAUAUAUGCUUCUAAAACCUCUGGCCUUUUAGUACAUAGAUUGAUUUGUCAAGUUUUU
Molecule: messenger RNA, 5121 nt
Organism: Rhineura floridana
Lineage: Eukaryota; Metazoa; Chordata; Lepidosauria; Squamata; Rhineuridae
Gene: WTIP
Product: WT1 interacting protein
Exons: 8
Coding region: 457-2190 (577 amino acids)
Biological process (GO): positive regulation of miRNA-mediated gene silencing; regulation of DNA-templated transcription; negative regulation of hippo signaling
Cellular component (GO): transcription regulator complex; adherens junction; nucleus
Molecular function (GO): transcription corepressor activity
Source: RefSeq, a predicted model, not a curated record